AUGGAAACCAGAGCCGGCGGCCUCGUCCGGUCCCGCGUCGCCAACGCGUGCGACACGUGCAAGCAGCGCAAGAUCCGGUGCAGCGGCGUGUUGCCGUGCGGGUACUGCGUCCGCCGCCGGGACCCCGACAGUUGCCGGUACACCGCCCCGCGUGUGAGGCGUCCGAGGCCGUCAACCACCACCACCACCGCCGGCCACCGUGAGGAUGAUGUGAGGAGUUCUGUUUCGCAUGCUUCUGGGUCGCCGGGGGCGGCUUCAAAUCAUCCGGUUGUGCGGAUCGGUGCGCCGGCGCAGCAGCAGCACCACCACCGGAUUGAGGAGCAACAUCCGUUGGAAGAGCACGAGGACACCGAGGUGCCGAGGGAGGCGAGGCUGCUGUGUGACGCGCAGGGGAAGCUGGUCUUUAUCGGGGACUGCGCGCCGCUGUCGUUUUUCCAGACGGUGAGGAGGCUGGUGACCACACGGGUGGAUGCGCAUGCUUUUGCGCCCGAGACGGGGGGGUACUCGGCGCUGGAGAAUGCAUCUUCCAGACCGUCGGUGUCGUCUGGUUACGGGGCGUUGCCGCCGCGGGUGAGGAUUGAGAUCGGGCCUGCUGCGGUGGGGGCGUAUUUGGAGGUUACGAGGGGGUUGAUUGAUUUGUUUGAGGAUGAUGCGAGGCUGGAGAGGGAUAUUAUCGAGUGGGCUGCGGAGGAUCAUGGGGAUGAUGCUCUGGCUGGGGCGGUGAAUUAUUUGGUGUUGGCGAUUGGGUGUCAGAAGAUUGAGAAGGGGGGUGAAGGUACGGGGCAGCAGUAUUUUGACUACGCGAGGAACGUGGCGCUUGCGAGUUUAGGGGGGAAUUUGGGAGUGGCGAGCGUGCAGGUUUUUAUACUUAUCACGCUGUACUCGCUGGGGGCGUGUCAGAUUAAUGCCGCGUUUUUGUUUUUUGGGCUGGCGGCACGGGCAGCGCUGUCGAUAGGGGUGCAUAGGACCGCGGUCAAUGCGAGGUUCGGGCCCGACAUUCACAGGCAGAGGGACAGGUUGUGGAAGAGCCUGAGGGUGGUGGACUUGUUCUUGUCGACGUCGAUGGGGAGACCGCCAGCGACAUCGGAUGUGGACUGUACGGUGCCGUACAGACAGCCGGACGAAACCGGGAGGGAGAAGUUUGAUCUGUUGAACGCGUCGGUACAGAUAUUCCUGGUGAUCGAGAGUGUCGUGGUGGAGGUAUAUUCGAGGAGGAAAAUCUCGCCGAGGUUGACCGAGGGGAUAUCGAGAGAGCUGAGAGGGUGGUCAGGGCAAUGGUUGGAGAGGUUGAAGGAGGUGGUGGAGGAUAAUGAGGAAGGGGACGUCGAUGCUGGAGUGGUGAAUGGUGCCUGCCAGGUGCUGGCCUCGUAUUAUACU
Messenger RNA from Podospora anserina S mat+, 1377 nucleotides. RefSeq lists its product as uncharacterized. Gene Ontology annotation, cellular component: nucleus. The transcript has a single exon. Gene Ontology annotation, molecular function: DNA-binding transcription factor activity, RNA polymerase II-specific; zinc ion binding; RNA polymerase II cis-regulatory region sequence-specific DNA binding. The annotation marks the transcript as partial. The record is from RefSeq and is a predicted model, not a curated record. Gene Ontology annotation, biological process: DNA-templated transcription; positive regulation of transcription from RNA polymerase II promoter by galactose. Lineage: Eukaryota; Fungi; Ascomycota; Sordariomycetes; Sordariales; Podosporaceae.